Rhizoctonia solani is the source of this 1506-nucleotide messenger RNA. Its product is annotated as Pyridoxal-dependent decarboxylase conserved domain. The record is from RefSeq and is a predicted model, not a curated record. The transcript has 9 exons. Bases 1 to 1506 code for a protein of 501 amino acids. Gene Ontology annotation, molecular function: carboxy-lyase activity; pyridoxal phosphate binding. Lineage: Eukaryota; Fungi; Basidiomycota; Agaricomycetes; Cantharellales; Ceratobasidiaceae. Gene Ontology annotation, biological process: carboxylic acid metabolic process.
AUGGACUUUUCACCCGAAACAUUGUCCUCGAUUUUAGAAUUGGCGUCAGCACGUCAAUCUGACCUUCUUACGACACCCACGAUCGCGCAUCUCGCAGAUAUUCAAAAUGCACUUGCUACUUUGCCCAAGCAAGUUCCGCUAUCUGGCCUCGGAACUAAACACGCCUUGGACUUUGUGCGCGAGAAUGUUGUACCUGGACUUGCAAUCGGUCAAGCUGGUCCUAGGUACUAUGGCUUCGUGACCGGAGGGGUUUUGCCUGCUGCACAGGCUGGUGACUUCCUCGCAACAAUCUACGACCAAAACUGCGCAAGCAGUCUGGCGGAACAAACCGUCAGCGCCGCAGUAGAAGAUCGAACUCUCGAAAUGGUCCUCGACCUCUUCGGUCUUCCGCGCGACAGGUUUACAGCACGAACUCUAACAACUGGGGCGACCGCAAGCAAUGUCUUGGCAAUGACUUGUGGACGGGACUAUGCUGUCCGGACGGCGACUGGAAACCAAGAGCACUCGGUUGCAGAAGACGGAUUCGCCGGAAUCACUGUUCAAGUUCUCUGUGAUAGGCCACACGCCUCGAUUGUCAAGGCAGCAGCUAUCGUUGGAAUUGGUCGAUCCAACGUGAUUGAUAUUGGAUCGUCGGAUGGCAAGGGAAUCAAUCUGAGUGUUCUAGAGGCAAGACUUUCAGAGUACGCAACUUCCUUUGAACGAGAUCGCAAGGCGGCUUUUGUCGUACUUAGUUUUGGGGAGGUGAACACGGGAGAAUUCAGCCCCAAUGUUGCAGAAGUGCGUAAAAUAUGCGAUAAAUAUAACGUCUGGUUGCAUAUCGAUGCUGCAUUUGGUGCUUUUGCUCGUAUCGUUCCUGAACUCUCGUUCAUGGCCAAAAACCUUGAACUCGCCGAUAGUAUAACCUCCGACGGCCACAAAUGGUUCAACGUUCCCUACGAUUGUGGUCUAUUCUUCUCGCGCUCCCUCUCCCUACAAAAAUCCAUUUUCGGUCCAUCGCCCAAGGCACCUCCACCAGCAUACCUCACUCCCGCGGUAAACCCGAACGCACCUCCCCGCACACCAGAGCUCGAAGCAUCACAUGCUGUUCCAUCGGCCAUAGUCAUCGGCAUCGAGAACUCUCGCCGGUUCCGCGCUCUACCGCUCUUUUGCGCGCUUCUCGCGAUGGGCAAACAGGGAUACUCCGAGCUCAUCUCGAGGAAUGUAGCAUUCGCUCGUCGAAUCGCCGAAUGGAUGCAUACCGGACCGGGGUCUAAAUGGUAUCAAGUCUUGAACGUUGAUACCGGUGCAGUGCCUGAUAAUGUCGAUCUCAACAUUGUUUUGCUCCUCGAUGCUCGUGAAUGCCAUCAACGAGACGAGAAGGAUCUAUGUUACGCCGUCUGUGGUUCUGAUGGAUUGGGCGCUAUUAGGCUUGCCGUAUCGAAUUGGAUGACGGGUCUGGGUGAUGAGUUCGAGGUGGUCACUGGAGUACUGGAAGAGGUUAUCGUGGGUGCUCAGGAUGGUGCUUGA